This is a messenger RNA of Ambispora leptoticha, 177 nucleotides long. The record is from the annotation of a GenBank genome assembly. Lineage: Eukaryota; Fungi; Glomeromycota; Glomeromycetes; Archaeosporales; Ambisporaceae.
AUGGUGAAGGAACAAAUCAAAAUGAUCUUGGGACAUUUGAAUGGCAUUUCAAAUGCGUUAGUCGCAGUAAUAAUUUCGCGUCGGCACAAGUUACGAAUUUGUCGAAAGAUCAAUCCGAGAAAGUAUAAAUCAUUUAUUGUACCAAGAGUCUGUCGAAGCAUCUUCUUGUACUGCUGA